Messenger RNA from Fulvia fulva, 333 nucleotides. RefSeq lists its product as uncharacterized. Gene Ontology annotation, cellular component: ubiquitin ligase complex. NCBI's taxonomy places the organism in Eukaryota, Fungi, Ascomycota, Dothideomycetes, Mycosphaerellales, Mycosphaerellaceae. The transcript has 2 exons. The coding region runs from base 1 to 333 and encodes 110 amino acids. The record is from RefSeq and is a predicted model, not a curated record.
AUGGGUCUCGCCUACAACAUCUAUCUGAACGCCAAACGAAUCUACGGCUGCAAGAACUGCAAAACCCACCUCGCCGACCACGAUGAAAUCAUAAGUAGGAAUUUCCGCGGCCAACACGGCAAAGCCUACCUCUUCAACUCCGUCGUGAACAUCCAACAAGGCGAAGCCGGCGAACGCAACAUGACCACGGGCCGCCACGUCGUCCGCGACAUCUGCUGCCGCCAAUGCAAAGAGGUAGUGGGGUGGAAGUACGACCGCGCCUACGAGUCGACGGAGAAGUACAAGGAGGGCAAGUACAUUCUGGAGCAGGAGUUGUUAUGCCAGGUGAACUGA